Epithele typhae is the source of this 1149-nucleotide messenger RNA. RefSeq lists its product as uncharacterized. Bases 1 to 1149 code for a protein of 382 amino acids. Gene Ontology annotation, cellular component: lipid droplet; mitochondrion; plasma membrane. The record is from RefSeq and is a predicted model, not a curated record. Lineage: Eukaryota; Fungi; Basidiomycota; Agaricomycetes; Polyporales; Epitheliaceae. Gene Ontology annotation, biological process: glycolipid biosynthetic process. The transcript is spliced from 9 exons.
AUGCCUGACAUUCUUGUGCUCGGAGCGACUGGCUACACCGGCCGCUUUACCAUUAAAGCCCUCGAUGAGCACCCUCAGCGCGACCAGUUCACCUACACAUCGCGUACAGUUGUCAUCAACUGGCGGGGCCGUAUUGGUUAUAUGGGCAGAAUGUGCAGAGUAUCCGAAGCUGAGGCGGUCCUUCAGAAAGGGCUAUAUACUGACACAUCGCUCCCGGUUACUAGCUUCGACUACCUUGCGACAAAGACCGGCGCGAUCCUCAUACCUGCAUGCGGCUUCGACUCUAUCCCAAGCGACAUCCUCGUCCAUCUCUCUAACCGCACGAUCAAGAAUGCGUUGGGUCCGACAGCAGCGUUGGGUCUCUCACAAACAUACUUCUCGGUCGGAGGCGGGUUCUCUGGCGGUUCGGUCGCAUCUCUCAUGGCGGAGCUUGAACAAGUUCCGGGCCAUUUGGCCAAGGAGGCUAGGAGUGAUUGGUCCCUGAGUCCUGGUGCGUCUUCCUACUGCUCGUCAUCCUCCUCUCGUCUCAAACCCGGUGCUUCAAAUAGUGCGUGGUCUCCCAUGUCCGACACCCUCCCUCGCCACGCCCGUGCCUUUUACGUCCCGCAACAAUACGCCGGAUGGUGGGUCAUCGCGGCCCCCAAUCGCGGUUGUGUCCAGCGCACGUGGGGUCUCAACGAGCUCGCGGUCGCUGCCACUUCCUCCGCGAGUGUGAAGGAGCGCAAGUUCCGCUACGUCGAGUACUUUGUCACCGGCACGUCGAAAGUGACGGCCACUGCGGUGAGCGUGGGGAUCCUGGUGUUUUUCACAUUAGUGACAUACUGCGCGCCGGUGCGAUGGUUGUUCAAGAUGCUCAUGCUGCUCCAGGAUCUGACAUGUCAAGGAGGGCACAUGGGAAAUCACGAAUGUUACCGAGUGUGCGUCUUCACCGGGCGUGUACGCCAAAUCACCAUGCGCGGUACUGGUAAUGUGGGCUACUACAAGACUGCAUACAUGCUCGUUGAAUCCGCUCUCGCACUGCUCCUUGACGACGCCUCUCUUCCCGAGGCAGCGCGCGCAGGCGGUGUCCUCACACCCUCGACGCCCUCGGGGGUGUCCUGGUUAGCCGUCUCGAGGCGCACGCGAAGAUCCAGUUCGAAAGCCAGAUAA